Scylla paramamosain (green mud crab) is the source of this 5369-nucleotide messenger RNA. Its product is annotated as protein fem-1 homolog A-like. Gene Ontology annotation, molecular function: protein binding. The transcript is spliced from 6 exons. The record is from RefSeq and is a predicted model, not a curated record. Lineage: Eukaryota; Metazoa; Arthropoda; Malacostraca; Decapoda; Portunidae. Bases 16 to 1893 code for a protein of 625 amino acids.
ACACGAGGCAAUGUGAUGUCGAGGCUGCUAUUCCAGAUGCUGCUGGACCACCGUAGCCGCAGCGAGGCAAGCCGCAUGGUGUGCGCACGGACCAACGGCGCAACGCCGCUGGUGAUGGCCGCCAAGAACGGACACCUCGCUUGCGUCGAGUAUCUGGUGGAAAGAUGCGGCGCCGAUCUGGAGCAGGUGGGAUCAGUUGUGUUUGACGGCGAGACCAUAGAUGGAGCCCCCCCGCUAUGGUGCGCUGCAGCAGCUGGCCACCUCGACGUUGUGUCCUACCUGUUGGAGAAGGGCGCCAAUGUCAAUGCCACCACGAAGACCAACUCCACCCCCCUCAGAGCAGCUUGCUUCGACGGUCACUUCGAGAUCGUCAAGUAUCUAGUGGAACAUAAUUCAGACAUCGAGGUUGCCAAUCGCCACGGCCACACGUGUCUUAUGAUUGCAUGCUACAAGGGCCACUUCGAUAUUGCCAAAUACCUCAUAGAAAUUACUGCUAAUGUAAACCGCAAGAGUGUGAAAGGAAACACUGCGCUACAUGAUUGUGCGGAGUCAGGUUCUCUGGACAUAAUGAAGCUGCUAUUAGACCACAAUGCCAAAAUGGAUGUAGAUUCAUAUGGGAUGACACCAUUACUAGCAGCCAGUGUUACAGGCCACACACACAUCGUAGAGUACCUAAUCUCACGGACAGACCUCGUCUCCCGCAAAGACAAAAUAGAUGCCUUGGAAUUACUCGGUGCUACAUAUGUUGACAAAAAGAGAGACAUGCUUGGAGCUCUUAGGUUCUGGAAGAUGGCUAUGUCAGAGAGAUAUGAUAAUGGAGAAAUGAUCUACCCAAAGCCAGUACAGCAGUCUCCUAUUGCUGCUUAUGAAAACUCUAUAGAAGUUAUGACCUUACAUCAACUAGAAGAAAUUAUCUCAGACCCAGAUGAGAUGAGGAUGCAAGCACUGCUGGUACGUGAGAGGAUCCUGGGACCUGCCCAUCCAGACACCAGCUAUUACAUUCGGUACCGAGGUGCUGUAUAUGCAGACACUGGCAACUUCGACCGCUGCAUCACCCUCUGGAUGUAUGCUCUAGACAUGCAGCAGAAGAUCUUGGAGCCCCUGAGCCCUAUGACCCAGAGCUCGUUUGUGUCCUUUGCAGAACUGUUUUCAUUCAUGAUGAGUGAAGCCAAGAACCGGGGAAGGAGGGUGCCAGUGGUCAACUUCUGCGAUAUGAUGCGUGUGUUUGAAAAGUGUCUAAGAGAGGUAGAGGUGGGCAUGUUUCAACUCAAUAAGGGUGUCACCAGUUAUGGGGGCAUGCUGGCAAGUGGCGGUGGGGAGCGAGACACCACCUAUUUCCACCGUACACUGGUAAUCACGAUGCACCUUGUGUGCCUUCUCACCAAACUAGGACCAAGCUUGACACCCUUGCAGCGCCAUGCCAUGAGGAAAGCUGUGUAUGAUCUGGUGCGGUUGGAUCCACGCGGAUCUGGAGGUGUCACUCCACUCCACCUUGCUUGCUCCCGGGACUCCUCAGCCACCAUCGGGAGGUUCCCCAUCUGUACCUUCCCAAGUGCAGAGGUGGUCUCUCUCCUGCUGGAGGUGGGUGCUAACCCUUGUGCCACUGAUCACCAGGGCAACACACCCCUCCACACCCUGGCCAGCAACAAGCAGUGUCGCCGUGACCUCCUCAUGGCCCUGCUCUCAGCUGGCGCUCACCUUGACACCCUCAACCGUUCAGGACAGAGUUUUGCCUCCAUCAGGGCAUCCAGAGGUCAGCGCCUCCACCAGCUGAUCAAUCCCCUACAGCACACCUCCCUCCAGUGCCUCGCUGCUGCCACGCUGCGACGCCACGGCCUCCUCUAUGAAAAUACAUUGCAUCCUCGUCUGUCACAUUUUGUUGACCAACACUGAUCUUGGCUGUAAAUAGAUCAGUGGCACCACUCCAUGUACAUAAUUAUAGAGGUUAAGCAUGUGUACAUUUUAUACAUAAUGACAAUAAUAAUCUUUACAUUUGAGUAAAGGCAUAUGUAGCCAUGAUGAAUUGGAAGAUGUGUGGCGUCAUCUCCAAAUGGCAUUAUAUCGUAAGUGGCCCAGCACCUGUGUCACCGGCACGGUUGGUGGCCCCUCUUGGCUGUCACCUGCCUUAGAGGCCUCCUGACAUAGCAGAAUGGAAAUAUUCUUAACAGUUUAUUGUGUAUUUCUUUUUGUGCUCAUAACUGUCAAAUGCACCCACCUGUAGCCUUGGUAACAGGGCUAAAAGCUAAACUAUUAUUUUUUAAGACUUAUAUUGUUUGUCACCCACAAACUUUGUAUCUUUGCUGAAAAUUGUCCAUAAUGUAAUUGUUGAGAGGUUUGAGGGUGGGCAGCGGCUCAGGGGAGAUGUCAUUCCAGCUUUGUAAGGCAAAGUUGGAAAGUGAUUAUGUGCAGAAUGCACCAGGUGCUAUGAUAUGUGUUUUGAGGAAACUUCAUUGCAUAAUGUAUUUUAAGUGUAAUACAUAUUUACUUGACUAUUAUGAAAAAAAUAAUAGUGUAUUUUACUCUUGUAUUUUACUACAAAGCACAGCAUCAAAGCAGCUAAAGCAUUUCUCUUCCACCAGACUAUUUGAAUAUCACUAUCAUAAGUACUUUCUCCAUGGCAACAUAGUGGAUGCAGUAUUCCAUAGAGAAAACUAUCUUUAUGGUCAGUCACUUCAGAUGACAGCAAGAAUGGAAUUCACUCUUUAUGUUGGGCAUCUACAUAAAAUAUACCCAAAUUUGUUUUCUCUUCUUUCAGAAACAUCAUUCACAUUUUUAAAAGAACACCAAAUUUGCUAGAUUUAUUUAUUUUUUUUUUUUUUUGUCUCUUAAGUUAAAUGAAUAAUCCUUCUUGUCUGUCUAGUGUGAGGAAUGAAGUGCCAUAGAACUGCAUGAUAUUCACUUAUGUAUGACCAUGUUAUCAUUCGGCUAAUCAACUUUUCAAGCCACCUGUAAUGAAGAGCAACCUGAACAGCAAAGCCUAAAUUCCUAUUGUGGGGUUCAUCUGUGAUACUAUAUUUUUCUUGCAUUUUUCUUAUAGAAGUAGAAUAACAGUUUUAUACAUGAAAUACUGAUUCAGUCAUUAAUCCCGAAUCUGCAUUGUGAGGUACUGCGUUUGUCGGGUAACACUAUGAAUACAGGAUCCUUUGUUUCAUGCUCAAUCAGACCAGAGACCAUCAGUGCUCCUGUGUGAUGUCAGGAGUCCUCACAGUAAUUCUGAGGUGCUUUCCAGACAAAUCAUUGCUGAAGAAUAUGUUGACUUUAACAACUGUCUGUCCAGGAAAAGUUCUUCUGUUUUAUUUUACUUUUUAUUAUUGAUUUGGCUCUUAAGAAAUGAUGAAUGGAUAAUGAUACCUUAUAUGUAUCAUUUUUGAUGUUGGUGUUCAGUGUUUUCUAUGAUGUAACAAGCUAUAUUAUUCUUUUUUCAUUUUAAUCAAAGGGAUCCAAAUAAAGAUUUUCCAAGCUCUCCAUAAGGUGUGUUGUAAGCACAUGACAAGUUUCAAUCACCAGAGUUUGAUGCAUGUGUACCAUACUACAGUUAGCAUUUUAUCAUUACAUAAAUACAUACUUAAAGAGCCAGGAAUUGCAUUGAGUCAUGCUGUUGGGCUAAGAUUUACUCAUUUUACAAGAAUGAAAAUGUUGUAAGAUGCCUAAGCCCUGCCCUCCCUGAAAUGUGGUUGUGUGCUUUUAUAACCAUUUCCACUGUGUUUGCUUGAUACUCAGAUGUCUGAGUGAACCUGUGGUGUGGCACUGCCUUGCCUUGCCUUGGGGGUGGUGAGGCUGUCCUGUGUAAUACGGCAUUUUGUCAUGUCCAGUACAAUUUGAAGCUGAUUUUUUAAAAUGCCAAAUGUUGAACAUUUGUUGUAAAUUUUGAAGCAGUUCUUAGAUAUAUAUAAGCAGAAUAUGGCCUGACUAGGAUAAUGAGGUAAUCAACACCAUUAACUGUGAAUUGGAUCCUUAAGCAUUAGUUUCUAAAAUACUAGUACUUGAUUUAUGUUUGGAUCACAUUUAAAUUAAUAUUCUAAAAGACUAUUCAUGAAGUUUGCAUCUUAAGGUGUGAUUAACUCAUACAGUCAAAACCUGAAGUUAAUGGCCCACUCACUUAAGUGGAUGACUGACGUCUUUUCUAUUGGUGUAUGUGUUUGCUUUACCACAAUGAGCUGGUCUCUCCAGAAGUAACCCCUAAGUCAACAUCUGCUACAGUAGGGUGAACAAAUAGCUUUGGGUACUGACUAACUCGAGGAGUGUCUUAAUUUUUCCCCAAUCUCCAUUUAUUAAUACUUGCUUUGUAUAAUUCAUAUGUUUCAUCUAAUUUUGCACCAAAAUUUUUGUCAGAAUUUCUUCUAAUUUGAACUAAGUAAACUUCCAAAGCCUCACUGUUGGGUUUCAGUUUUUACUCAAAAAAAAAAAAAAGUUUGUCUAUUUCAUGUAAAUUUACUGGCAACUGAAAAAAAAAAAAGGAAGUUAUGUAAACUCCAGAUUGUCUGGAGAAAAAUAAUAGCAUGCAUUAUUACAGAGGGUGAAAGACGCAAGAUCUAUGGUCAACCAAGUUACAACACGGUGCAAGAAGCUGACCAUUAACUACUGUAAUAUGAAUUUUGAUACGCAGUUGGUAUCAAAUAUUAAAUGUUUAGCUUUCUUUUUCAUUGGUAUAUUUGAGGACAUGCACCCUGUAUGGUGUAAAAGUUUAGAGCAUAACUAAAAUUUGAAAUAUUAAACUAAAACUUGAAAGGUCUGGGACAUGGAAUUACACUAGAUUUUUUUUUUUUUUUUUUCUUAUGCAUAUUUCAUAUGUAAAUAGGAAAACUGAUAUUUGACAAAGGCUUCUUAUGGCAAUAAGCCUUCGGCCCUACUCUGCAUAUGUGACUAGAUCUAUGGAUGCAAAAUGUGAAAUAUUUAAUCUUUCAAAAGAGAGGAAAUUUAAACAAACCAAACCUUCCUUCUGUUCCUGUCUUGAGCUUCAAAUACUACUGGACAAUCUUGAAAAAUGUGUUUCCUGUAUGUUACAGUAUUGGCCCUCAGUGCUAUCAAACAUGGUUGUUAUUUACUUAAUGAGUCACUUUUACCACUUUUCUGAUAUUGAUUGUGAUGUAAUUGCUCAGUGAUGUCAGCAGUGAAGACAUGUCUGGUGUUCAUGAUUCAGUGGUUUAUUUGUAUUUGUUGGUCUUUCUGCAGCAAUUCUUUUCAGGAAUAAAUCAAACUGGUUGGUUAGCCUUAAAGACUAGUGUUCUGUGGUUGUGUAUGAUGUGUAAUGCUUAGCAAGAACAGAGUAAAAGGAAAAUUGAGUUUCAAGACAAAGCUGCAAGCGAGCCUUCUUAGAUAAUGACGGCAGUGAUGACAGUGACAUGCAUUAAUAAAUUUUCUAAAUGAAA